Messenger RNA from Aspergillus chevalieri, 1227 nucleotides. RefSeq names its product velvet factor family protein. Lineage: Eukaryota; Fungi; Ascomycota; Eurotiomycetes; Eurotiales; Aspergillaceae. The transcript has a single exon. The record is from RefSeq and is a predicted model, not a curated record. Bases 1 to 1227 code for a protein of 408 amino acids.
AUGCGCCCGAAAGCGCGGAAUAUUACAGCUACCAAAGCUGUUACCAAGAUGCGUCUAACUCGUCGGUGGCCUGGGGACGAGGCUCAGUUGGAUCUGGCGGGUGGUCAAACGAUGUGGAUUCCCAGUGAACUUCCCCUUUUUCCUAUCGACGAAUUAUCUUUGAUUUUGGCCAUGCUUUGUUUUUUCUUGUCAGAUUGGGAAGUCUCAGAUUCUCGUACUCAAGGACGGAGAUCUAAUUCGGGAGACAUGUCCAGGCACAGCGGUAGCUCGGCUUUCGCAAGCCCGGUCAACUCUGACCACAGUAUGGCAUCGUUCACCGGCAGCAGCGCAAUGACGAAACCCCAAUCACAGCAGUCGCAGCGACAACGUCCAUCCGACUGUAGCGCAAUAAUGGGAAUCGAUAAUAUCCUCCAACGUCCCCUAACCCCUCCCCCAGCACCACGACGACAACCACCACAACAACAACAAGCGCCAGCAUUAGCACCAAAUCCAACACGGACAACACCAUCCCAAUCACGCUACCACCUGCACAUCCGCCAACAACCAAUCGCCGCACGGGCCUGCGGCGCAGGCGAUAGAGAUAGGCGCCCGGUAGACCCACCACCAAUAGUCCAGAUGCUCCUAACCGAUUUCAACCUUAGCGACGUCGACAUCCUCCAAGACCCACGCUUCACCGUGGGCUGUCUCUUAUUCCCUGUCGCGCCGGCGCCAUCGGCCUCUUCCGAGCGACAUUCCUGGGAAAGCCGGACUAGCGGCAUAACCCGCUCAGAUGAUGAUAGCGGGAAUCUGCCGGGUCAAUCGACGCCGUUGCUUUCUGGGAAGGCUUUCGUCUCGCCGUUCUAUGUAGAUGCGGAUCCAGAUCCGGUUACGGCGCCUGCCCAUCCUUCAAGCUACAACAUAAAUACGGACCUGAGCACAAAUACAAAGCCAAAACCCGACGAAAACGCUAAGAUCCCCUCAACGUUCUUCAUCUUCUCCGACCUCUCUGUGCGCACGGCGGGGCUCUACAGACUCCAAUUCCGACUCAUGAACUGGGGCAGCGUGGAGGAUACAGGGCAGUCGAUGCCGAUUCUGGCGGAGGCGUGGUCGGAGCCGUUUCGUGUGUAUCCGGCCAAGGAUUUCCCGGGGAUGAGGGAUUCGUCGCCGCUGGCGGAGGGGUUGAAGGAGAUGGGGUUUGUGGAGUUGAAGACGAGGGGGAAAGGGAAGGGAAAGGGAAGGAGGAGGUGA